AAAAACACACACUAACCCCCACCCUUCAAUGGCAGUGACUCACGACGAUCUUGCACCAAGUCGUAAAGGGGCUGAUAUCGGGAGCAAAACGGGUGUCGUGUUGAUAGUCUUCUCGAUACUUCUUGGAUUGAUUUGCUUCGUUCUUUGCCUCAUUGCCGAGGCGACACACUCUCAGAUCAUACGGGAGGCGAGUGAUGGUGGUGGAGGGGAGACAGAGAGAAACCAAUGUAGAUAUAGCGGCAACGGGAAAACGCCGCUAAUUUAUGCAGCGGGUGCGUUUUUGGCCCUUGCGAUUGCCAUGGUGGUGCAACACACGCACCUAUUAUUAGCCGUGAGUAAAUCAGAACCCGAUCCUAGUCUACUUAUGACCUGGGAUCCUUUCUCUAACGAUCAUCUCAACACUCUCACUUGGCAAGCUGCAUUUUUCUUCAUUACAACUUGGAUAUGUUUUUCUGUUGCUGAAGUUCUGUUGUUGAUUGGACUAAGUGUCGAAUCCGGGCAUUUGAAAGGGUGGUCGAUACCGAGGCCUACCUGUUUCAUUGCUCGCGAGGGGUUGUUCUCUUCUGCCGGGGUGUUAGGGAUUACAACGGUUUUUCUUUCUUCUGGUUUGUCCAUCACGGCUUUACGAGCCCAAUGGCUACUACAAGAUCAAGAGAACGUCCGUCGAGAGGUUAUGGAAGCGUCGAUCCUUUAUUCAUCGCCACCACGACCGUCAGGAGAUCGAAUCAUGGCCGUUGGUGGUGAAACUCCGAUUGUUAGACAUGACGUAUAUUACGAGCCCGGGCUGACUGAAUAUUUAAGGGCUUUUGAUAAAAUUAUUUAACUUACAUUUUGCGACUCAAUAACUAACUUGUUCAUACAUGGAUGGAGUGCAGGAAAACGAAAGAGGUGUUAUAUAUUAGUACAUACUUUUUGUGACCAUUAUGCCCUUAGGGUAUGACAUUAAUUGUAUAUUUUGAUGGACCCAAAUUUCAUAAGUUUAAAUGAAAUUGUAACAU
Cynara cardunculus var. scolymus (artichoke) is the source of this 998-nucleotide messenger RNA. RefSeq lists its product as uncharacterized. The transcript has 3 exons. Bases 29 to 823 code for a protein of 264 amino acids. The record is from RefSeq and is a predicted model, not a curated record. NCBI's taxonomy places the organism in Eukaryota, Viridiplantae, Streptophyta, Magnoliopsida, Asterales, Asteraceae.